AAUAGAAUGAACUAACCAAAUCAUGUUAUUUCAGAGAAUCUCGUGAUUUCAUAACCACUAUAUGAUAAUGAUUAAGCAGCACAAUCCAUUUAUGAUAAAUAUUUGAAAGAGUGUUCAUUGAUUCCAAUUAGAUUAAUUGAAGAAUCAAAGGAAACAUAAGAAAGACCUUUUGCAGGAACAAGAUAAAGUAGUCAAUAACAAUCGAAUUAGAGAAAUGAACAUAAUAUUUAAGAAUUUAGUUCUUUAGAAAGAGAAUAAAGAAACAGAAACUAAUAACAAAUGUAGUAGGUAAAUUAUUAAUAGGAUCAUCAACAUUAAUAUUAUCAAAAUAAUUUAAUGAGAUAUCCUUAUUAAGAUGUCUAUUAUCAUUAGAGAUAAUAUAAUUAAUUAUAAAAUUAUUAUUAAGAUUAAUAUUAGUAUCAUUAACAUAGAAGGAAUUAAUAACAAUAUAGAAUGGAAUAAGAAUAUUAUGGUCAUCAUAUGAGGAGAUAAGAAUAAGGAAGAAGAAGAAUGCAUCAUCCUUAACCAAAAUAUGGAUUAGAUUAAAAUGAAAUAGCAGCAUUAAGUGAAAUAGUUUAUAGAUAGAGUAGAGCUUAAUGUUGGGAGGAUGAAAACAAGAAAUGUAGUAUUUGUAUUUCUCAUUUUGAAGAAAAUGAAAAAAUUCGAUUUUUGCCAUGCUUACAUAGGUAUAUAUUGUUUAUUUAUUUUUGA
Molecule: messenger RNA, 711 nt
Organism: Paramecium sonneborni
Lineage: Eukaryota; Ciliophora; Oligohymenophorea; Peniculida; Parameciidae
Source: the annotation of a GenBank genome assembly